CCGCGCACCACACCACGCCACUGCCACCUUCCCACUGCAGCUCUACCCCGCUGGCCCCCUUGGCGCGGCCGUCGAUGCCUCCUCGCCGCAGAUCUACCCGCUCUCGCCCUUGGCGCAGCUGCGGACACCUCCUCCCCGCUAUCCCUGCCCGUGAUGCGCUGUCAUCCUGCUCGUCCGAGCCUCUUCUCUGCGUGCGGCCUCUUCGUGCCACCGCCGUGCCGAGGCCUCCCCGCAGCUGCGUUGACUCCUCCCCGCUGUCGCAGGUCCUCGAGGUGCUGGAGUCGGUGCUGCGGAAGGGCAAGCGCGAGGAGCAGGGGGCAGCGGACAGGAAGGAGAAUGCACUCGCUGACAAGAAGAAAGUGCUCGAGAGCCGCAAGAUCAUUCUCACACGCGCCAAGCAGUACGCGCUGGAGUACGAUGCCCAGGUCUGUUGAGGGUUGAUUCAAAAUGAAUGGCUUCUUAUGAUGUGCCAAGGCAACAAAGAUGUAAUGAAUCUAAAUUUCUUGGCUAGCGGUUUUGGUAAGAUUUCUCAUACCUUCAGCCAUUUCCUCUUAUUGUGAUCUGAUUGCUAUAAAACAUCAAAGCAACCUCGAGCACACUAUGCUAGCAAACCCAAGGGUCUCUCUCUCUCUCUCUCGUGUUGGUGAUAUGCCCAAGAGACAAUCAUGCACGAGCCGGAUAUUGAUCCGAGGAGAAUUAGAACCCUAAUAGGCUUCCAGCGUGAAGGCCCAUUAAGUGGGGUCUAUAUAAUGGGGGGCGGGGCUGUGGACGGCCAACACUUCUGUGCCACAAAUCCAAGCUGUUGUCGCCCCUCUUCUCCACACAACCCUAGCCAAGCGCGAGGUGCUAGCACACCGGUGAUCGCCGUUCCCUCCUCGUACGUGUGGACUUCGAGGAGGCGCUGCUGCGUUUCUAUGGUGCUGAUCAGCGGGACAAGAAGGAGCUGCGAGCUGUGAUCUGCUUCCUCUUCACGGACUCGCAACUACGUUGGGGCGAGCUACCCCAACUCUACUUCCGCUAUGUUGCGUGUCUAGUGGUAAUGAUCCAUGAUCAUCCGCUUACAUGAGAUGCUUGUUGAACACGGUAGCUAGCUUAGGUUCCCCAUUUCCUAUCAAUGGUAUCAGAGCGAUCAUGUUUAGCCUUUGGUCUGGAUGCGCAUACAGAGAUAUGCUUUGUUUAUGGUUUUGCAACUUGUUCAUAUGCGAUGUGUAGAUUGAUGCACGAUGUGGGAUCAGUACGAGUUGAUAGCAUCACGAUGACUGUAGAUCGGUUCGUGUUCUUUCUCUACUGUGUGCACGACAUGCCCAUACCGGCUGGAAUCACCAUCUAGGCUAACUAUGGAAACGAGAAGAGAUUGAACUGACGUAUCUAAGUCAUGUGUUGCGGUCUUCUCCGAUGUACCCGUCGCGAUGGUCAAUGUGAUUGAUCUAGUGAAAAUAAGGGACAUUAUGAAUGACCCUGAAUCGGCUUGAUUAGAUCAAUCCAAGGAGAUUUUCGUACCAAUUCUAUAGAUAUGAUCUAUGAUUUUCCGAAGAGCUUUCAGGACCGUUGUUGCAAUCUAUUGAUAGCGGCCUCUUCAUACCCCUACAGUAGAGUAUGUUCUGCGCCUAACUUAUUUUUGCAGGGUGUGAUGUGAAUGGUAUGGCCUCAAGAUCAUGUGAUGAUCUGUGUGUAAUAAGUUGUGUGACCUGCGAGUCACAAGUUGAAACAAUCGGGCUGAGGUUGUCCCAUUAUUGUAUAACGGCGUGCGUGUCGACAUGUGAUGCUUGAUCCCCUCAUGUAAUUUACUUUAUUAGUGCUAUUAGAUGUAAUAGCUUAGUAUUUGUCCUUGGAGGCUUCAAGCAUGCUGGCGAUGAUGAUCACCACAAGACAGGAAGGAUGGCAAUGGAAGUCACCAUGGAGCCAUGGCGAUGGAGACCAUUGUGAUGCAAAAGGUCAUACUGUUCAUAAUAUAAUAUGAUUAUAUGCCUGUGAUGUUUAUUUACCUGUCAUACUAUUCUCUCAUGUCUUUCAUAUGGUCGAUAUGCUUUUAAUCAUGAUAGAAUAGCUUCCCUCAUUAAAGUUGAGAACUUUGAUAUCCUUUUCCGAUAGCUGCACCUAUUAAUAUUUUGAUCGUUAUGUGGUAGGUUUACCAAAGUAGAGUGCCAUCAACUAUCAUCAUGAAUAGGGUGGGUGUCGAAAAUUCACUAGCAAUAGUACCGGUUUACUCAACAAAGCUAUCAAAAUUGUUUUGGGCUUGAGGAUAUGUUGUUGGAGCCGGGGCAUUGGAUGCCAACCAACAAACAAGAGUCAUAUAGAGAUAUGAUUAGCAAUAUGUUGUUUACCUAUGUCACUAACUUUCUAGUAGUGAAGCCAAAGCUCACUAGGAUUUUAGUGAAUAUGGGUCUUGGUCCCCUAUAUGCCGUUAGAGGGAAGACAAUGUUAAUAUAGCGGGAGUCUUUUAUUAAAUUUGUUAAUAGAAGCAUCGCAUAAAACUUAGUGCUAAAAUCUUGCUCUUAUUUUAAUAUUGUAGAUCAUGUCUGCCAGUAACACUUUCACUUUCAAUUUGCGAUCUAUUCUUGAGAAAGAAAAGUUGAAUGAAACAAACUUUAUUGAUUGGUAUCGCAACCUGAGAAUUGUUCUCAAGCAAGAGAAAAAGGAGUAUGUUCUUGAGCAACAAUACCCUAAUGACCUCCCUGAUGGUGCAACUACUGCAGCCCACAGAGCUUAUGAGAAGCACUGCAAUGAUUCACUCGAUGUUAGCUAUCUCAUGCUUGCCACCAUGUCCCCUGAUCUGCAGAAGCAGUAUGAGCAUGACGAUGCUCACUCCAUGAUUAAGAGGCUGCAUGGAAUGUUUGAAAACCAAGCUAGGAUUGAGAGGUACAACAUCUCAAAGUCCUUGUUUGCGUUCAAGCUGGCAGAGGGUAGCCCGGUCAGUCCUCAUGUAAUCAAGAUUAUUGGUUACAUUGAGACUUUGGAGAAACUUGGUUCUGAACUCAAGCCUGACUUGGCUAUUGAUGUCAUUCUCCAAUGGCUCCCAGUGAGCUAUGAGCCUUUUAUCAUGAACUUUUAGAUGAAUGGCAUGGAGAAAACAUUGGCUGAAUUGCAUAGGAUGCUAAAAAUAGUAGAGGAGAGCGUUAAGAAAAACCCCACUCAUGUGAUGGUGGUUCAGAAGGAGAACAAAACGAGGAAGCUUUGGACGCCUCCCAAAGGCAAAGCUAAAGGAAAGGUUCCUAAUGAGCCCUCAAGCUCUAAGCAAAAGCUAAAGUUGAAAUCUGGCCCUACUCCUAAUGAUGAAUGCUUCUAUUGCCAUGCCAAGGGGCAAUGGUCAAGAAACUACAAGAAAUACUUGGAGGAUCUGAAGAAGAAGGAAAGUGAGACUUCCACCUCAGGGGCUUCAAAGGACUAGAAGAUUUGCAAGGGGCGAGUUGGAUGUUCGUGUCGGCAAUGGAGCAAAGGUUGCGGUCAUGGCGGUCGGCACUUAUCACUUCUCGUUACCCUCUGGAUUGGUUUUGGAAUUAAAUAAUUGUUAUUACAUUCCUGCUUUGAAUAAGAAUAUUAUUUCUUCUUCAUGUUUGGAAGAAGUUGAUGGUUACGAGAUUGUAAUAAAGA
Panicum hallii is the source of this 3591-nucleotide messenger RNA. RefSeq lists its product as uncharacterized. The record is from RefSeq and is a predicted model, not a curated record. Bases 75 to 434 code for a protein of 119 amino acids. Lineage: Eukaryota; Viridiplantae; Streptophyta; Magnoliopsida; Poales; Poaceae. The transcript is spliced from 4 exons.